AUGGAUGCUGAAGCUGCCCAAUACAACCUGGUAAAGCAAGCCAUUCUCCGGCACCUGAACAUCACGGGGGGGAAACACAGGGAGUACCAGAGACCACCAGAUACACGCCCCAGGGUAGUCACACAACGAUUGUGUGACCACAUGGUACGCUGGCUUUGCCCCGCCCAAAAAUUGGGGGUACAGAUGGGCGAGGGCAGACUGGGGACGGUGAGGUUCAUCUUGACCUUGGACCUGACGAUGGGUGCUUUCUCAGACAGCGGCUCUAAACCAGUAGCUCUCAUGGUGGCAUUUUGGAUUCUUGUUUUUUUCUUGGUAAUCACUGUCAUUUGCGUAAUAAAGUAUAUUCAGAUCAAACAAGGUAAAGUGAGAAAGGUGUCUCAGCAAGAAGAUGGUGACCAGAGAGCGGACAGCCCCACUCCUACAGGACAACCUACGGGGGAAGAAAUCACCUACACUGCCGUGUCGUUUCAGAAGAAAAAGCAAACCACGAGAAAAGAAAAGCCCUCUGUGAUACCUGAAGAGGUCAUUACAUACACCACACUGGAAUUCCAAAAAAGGGAUUCACCCACAGGAGAUAUGGGAACGGUUUGCAAUGCCUUCUGAUGCUGCCUCCGCUCUCUAUGCAGCUGUUGUUAAAAGACCCAACUGCCCAUGAGAAAUGCUUUCUGCGCUUCCAGACUGUCUUGCAUCAAUAAACCUGUACAAUGCAAAGUUAAAGAAAUGAUACAAACUGAUAAUCCACACAUUCUAGACUUAAAAGAAACCCAAACUAUUGCCUGGAUUCUCAUGUUUGUGUGCAGCUUACCCAGUUCUCCGAGAAUGAGAAACUUAAUGAGGAUAUUGUACAGUAUGUCAAACUGAAAUGACCCUGAUGAGGUUGGUUCCAUGAGAUGUUGUAGAUGUCUACUCUCAUUGCAUAAUAGUGCAUAAUAAUCAUUUUCAUCCAAGUAAAGCAAUGAUUGGGCAAUGGCUUUCUUUCAGUCAUAAAUUGUCGUUAAUGUGUUAAAUGAUUUCCACUUUUAUGUUAUUGUGGGCUUUCUUAAGAAACUGUGGGCCCAAUUCACGUAUCAGUGGUAAAACUGGAGUUAAGAUUGCGGGUGUGUUAGUAACAUGCCUUCAAUCUUUACUCCUGGCUCCGCUGUAAUUCACAAACGGCCAAAUGCAGUUUUCCCAUAGCGUUAGAUCAUCUCUCAUGAAUAAUUCAUUUGCAUUAAUACCUAUCUUAUUACCAUGAUGGUGAGACUCUUACCUCAUUAUCUCCUUUAGUUAAAUGCCCACACUUGUUACCUCCAGUAGAGCUAGCUGUAGGCACAUGGGGAUAAUAUGCCUUUGCUUCAAUUAAAAGUGGCUCAACAAGAGAGCAAAUUGUAACACUGAUGUUCUAAUAUAACUUUGUUAUAUGAGUUAAUUCUAGUGUUUUUUUUUUCACUUUCAAGCAACAGCAAUGUGAAAUGUAUUAUCCCAUGCUUUUCUGUGACUAAUCGUUUGUUUAGUGAUAUUAAAAAUGUGAUAUUUUUUUCCUUACAUGUCGAGGCACUAACCCUAACCCUAACCCUAACGUUAACCCUAACCCUAACCCUAACCCUAACCCUAACUCUCUGUAUAUUUAAACAGGCUGAACCAAGACCAAACUGGCCGAACAAUGCAUUAAUGCAAACAGUCUUAAAAACUAUGCCCACAGCUACUCCGUCUCUAUAUUAAAAAGAAUGAUCAUUUUAUGAAUUAUUAUAUAUAUAUAUUUUUUUAGAUAAAACAACUUCCAGACCAAGGCAAAAGUGUCCAGACGGUAUAGUUUUCAAGACUUUUUGAAUUGUUUUAGUGCCCUGUCUUUGUCCAUUUUUCAAGCACUUACAUUAAAAUAUAUGUGCUGCUACAGCUGAAUUGAUUUAGUUGAAUAGAUUACUAAUAACUAUUCAAUUAUAUUUGAAAAUCAAGGAACAAAGCAUGGCCAAUCAAAACAAUACAUCAUCUGGAAAUCAAUAUUGCAGAUAUGCAGUCGGUCAAUCCAAAAGGGGAGUAGGUAAAAACUAGACCAAGGCAAAAGUGUUAAAAAAUAUUUGAUCAUCUUAAAACCUUCACCAAAGUAUUACUCCUUCCCUAUAGUUUACAUAUGAAAAAGAAUGGCUAUUAUAGCUCUCCAGAUUUUUUUAAUUAGAAAAAAUGCCAAAAGUGCCUGGACGGGGCAUUAAAAGGACUCUGAUCAUCUCAAACUCUACAUCAAAUUAUUACUCCCUCCCCAUGGACCACAUAUCAAAAAUAAUAAUUAUUAUAGCAGCAGAUUGAAGGAUGUUACUGAGAGUAGGAUUCAGUCAAAUAUCAGAUGGUGAAGCUGGGGACUCUGGAGGGGGGUUGGGGAAGCAGACAGAACCAGCUGACGAAACAUGGGUACCGAAAGUAGAGGCAGAAGGAGUGCUGUAACUGAGGGCUGAGGUGGCAGCUGGAGUUGAAUGAAUAUAUAAAAGUGACUGCUGAGGAAGCUCAGCGCCCUUUGCGCCCAUAUUCUGGAAACAAGGGCAGAGGAGAUAAGAUGCCGACCAUCCUAUCUGUUAGUAAAUACGAGAUGCAUCAGUGCUUUGCUACUGUCAUGUCUGCUUGGAAUGGAAAAGGUUUGGGUUUUACAACUCCAGUCAUUCUCCUAAUAGUGGAACUCCUUAACUCAUAAUCAAGACAGAUUUCAGACUAGUACCACAUCUCUCACAAUGUAUUAAUGCUUGUAGUAUCUGAAAGGAUGAGCGAACAUAUGACUAGAUUGCUGAGGAAGUUGAGCACCCCUUUUCAAAGACACACAUUAUGAUCUGGCGUUCAACCCAAUGGCAAAUUAGGUUCCCAAAGCAUCGAGGAUUCUAUAAUACAGACUGGCAAUGUCCGUACUUAGUUAUACUUUGUCAGGUCGCAUACUGAAAAUCUUACCAUCUCUUUUCACAUAUGCCAUUACUCAUCAAGCUACAAUAUCGUUAAUCGAUAUUGAUGUCAAAAAUAAUAAUUAUUAUAGCAGUCUCCUUGUUUUUUUUAAAUACAUUUCCAAGCUACAUUUCGUGGUGUAAAAGAACAGCUUCCGGUAAUAGCAUAAGAAAAGGAACUAAAAUAGACCAGGCCAGCAGAUAAGAAAUUGAAAACAACUUGUGUAUUGUAAGAAAAGGAGGCUUUGCUGUCUUUGCACCCCUCGUAAGCAAUUUAAGUAAUCAUUGUAAUAAUGAUAAAGCACAUAGAAUGGCAGUCCAGUAUCGGCUACACACUGUUAUAGAAGCAGAAGACACUUCCAGAGCUAUUUUCAAAAAUUCUUUGGAGGGCAGAUUCUUAUUCAACCACUGUGGAAAUAAAAAUCCAAUCAACUAUGGAUAUGGAAAGCAUUGAAAUAAUUGAUAGAACAGACACUGCAUUUUUUUUAAAUAUGUAUAACCUAAAUAAAUAUGUAUACAUUGGAUGUGAGCAUAUUUGCAAUACGUAAUGUAAUAGGGUUAUAAUAUGUAACCCUGUGCUGAAUGUUAUAUAUCAUUAAAUUGACAUCCUUUAAUAAGCAGUCAUUCAUUGUUUAGUAACACAUUAGUUAACAAUAAAAAGAAACCAAUGUAAGAAUCAUAUUUUCAUGAUUGU
Messenger RNA from Polyodon spathula (Mississippi paddlefish), 3594 nucleotides. RefSeq lists its product as uncharacterized. Bases 1 to 603 code for a protein of 200 amino acids. The transcript has 5 exons. The record is from RefSeq and is a predicted model, not a curated record. Lineage: Eukaryota; Metazoa; Chordata; Actinopteri; Acipenseriformes; Polyodontidae.